UUUAGUAUAGAAUGAAUACACAUCUAGUUUCUUCGUUAGACAUAAUUCGUGCUGUUAAACCACAUUCUUUUCUCUACGAUCGACAUAUUAAGAGUUCAAUUAGAGAUAAAGCUGAUAAAUGGGCUGAAUUAGGCGAACAACUCGGUAUUUCAGGUCACCAAAUGCAAACAAGGUGGAAAUCAAUCAAAGACAAAUAUACUCUCCUUAAAAGAAGAGCCGAAGCUUAUCCCGGAACUAAUCUUGGUAGACAAAUUGAAUUCUAUAAAAAUGCAGAUGCUCUUACUUUCUUAGAUGAAACUAUACCACCAUACACUGGCUUACCUCCGAAAAACAGGUGCUACAAAUACGUGGGAAUGAAUAAGUCCUGGGAAAAAGCGCAUACGCUGCUAGUUAUAAAACAGCUAUCAAAAUUUCCAUUACUCUACGACAAAUCUCACCCACAUUACAAUCACUGUCUACAAAGGAUGGCAGCAUAUCGAAAAAUAACUGAAGUAGUUAAACGUUACUGUCCAGAAGUCACUCCAGAGAUGAUAUCGAAGAAAAUUCGAACAAUUAGAACUCAGUUUGCCAAAGAGAAACGUGAUCAAAGAAAAAUAAAGCCCGGAACUUCGUAUAUUCCAAAGCUAUGGUUUUACAAUAGACUGAAAUUUCUAGAUGAAACACAAGCCUACGACCCGGCAAAUGUAAGUGCUAAUGAUGCAACAGACACGUUUGAUGAAUUCGAUGAACGAUUCAGUGGCGGUGGUGAUGGUGGUAGAGGAGUAGAGAGUGUUGAUGAUGAAGAUGAUGACGGCGGCGGCGAUAAGGAUCCUGAGGAAGUAGACGAUGAAGAUGAUGAAGAAUAUAAUGAUGCCGAAGAAUGGAUAUCUUCGAAAGAAUCUACAAGACCUUUCGAACAAGUAGAAUUGUUGUAUGAUGACGAGGAAAAUAUAGAAGCUGAAGGUUUUGAAGGAGAAAUCGAAGAAGUAUUCGACACAAAACAUUCGAUAAAAAGGAUAGAACCAUGUGAAGACAAUCGAAACCAAACCCGAGAAGAUUUGUAUAUUAAGUGUACGAGUCUCUUGGAGAGCCUUUCAAAUCAAAUUAAACCCUAUGAAAGAGGCGAAAAUAAUCGAAUGAAUUGUAAAAAUUGUCCUCCAAGUAGUAUGCUCGGUAAGAUGAUUGAAUCGGAAUUAGCUAAAGUAUCCGAACAUAUUUAUGUGGAUGCUAAAUGGAAAAUAAUUCGUAUUCUUGAAGAGGCUCAAAAGAAAAGUUUGCGGGAGAAACAGGAUCAAUUGAUGUGAUUUAUU
Messenger RNA from Eupeodes corollae, 1289 nucleotides. RefSeq lists its product as uncharacterized. The transcript has 3 exons. Gene Ontology annotation, biological process: regulation of transcription by RNA polymerase II. Lineage: Eukaryota; Metazoa; Arthropoda; Insecta; Diptera; Syrphidae. Gene Ontology annotation, cellular component: transcription regulator complex; nucleus. The coding region runs from base 12 to 1283 and encodes 423 amino acids. The record is from RefSeq and is a predicted model, not a curated record.